Molecule: messenger RNA, 3650 nt
Organism: Notechis scutatus (mainland tiger snake)
Lineage: Eukaryota; Metazoa; Chordata; Lepidosauria; Squamata; Elapidae
Gene: METAP2
Product: methionyl aminopeptidase 2
Biological process (GO): proteolysis
Cellular component (GO): cytoplasm
Molecular function (GO): metalloaminopeptidase activity
Source: RefSeq, a predicted model, not a curated record
GCCCCUUCUGUGCCUUCUGUUAGUGGCAGUCUUGGGAACGUCGGCGAGCGCUCAACAUGGCGGGCGUGGAGCAAGAAGCCAUCCCCGUGGAGGAAAAACACCUGAACGGAGAGCUGCUUUUGGAGCCCGAGGAAAGAGAAAGCACCGGUGGGGUUGCCGCCGAUGAAAACGCCAAGAAAAAACGCAAGAAGAAAAAGAAAAGCAAAGGAGGCGCUGUCGGACAACAAGAGGCUGAAAAAGAGUUAGAGACAACACUAGAUGAGGUAGCAAACCAACUAGAUAAACAAACACUGGAAGAAAAGGAAAAAGAUGAUGACGAUGAAGAUGGUGAAGGAGACGGUGACAGUGCAGCAGGAAAGAAAAAGAAGAAAAAGAAGAAAAAGAAAGGACCAAAGCUGCAGACAGACCCACCAUCUAUUCCAAUAUGUGACUUGUUUCCCAGUGGGAUAUUUCCAAAAGGCGAGGAAUGCGAGUAUCCAGCAACGCAAGAUGGGAGAACGGCUGCUUGGAGGACUACAAGUGAUGAAAAGAGAGCACUAGAUCAAGCAAGUGAAGAGAUCUGGAAUGAUUUCAGAGAGGCUGCUGAAGCACAUAGACAAGUGAGGAAAUACGUUAUGAGCUGGAUCAAGCCUGGAAUGACCAUGAUCGAAAUUUGUGAAAAACUAGAAGAUUGUUCACGGAAGUUGAUACGAGAAAAUGGCUUAAAUGCUGGGCUUGCAUUUCCCACAGGGUGUUCUCUGAAUAAUUGUGCAGCCCACUAUACCCCCAAUGCUGGAGAUCCAACUGUUUUGCAGUAUGAUGAUAUCUGCAAGAUAGAUUUUGGAACACAUAUUAAUGGUCGUAUCAUUGACUGUGCUUUUACUGUCACAUUCAAUCCAAAAUAUGACAGGCUCUUACAAGCUGUAAAAGAUGCAACUAAUACUGGAAUAAAGUGUGCUGGAAUAGAUGUUCGCCUCUGUGAUGUUGGUGAAGCUAUCCAGGAAGUCAUGGAAUCUUAUGAAGUUGAAAUUGAUGGUAAAACCUAUCAAGUGAAACCUAUUCGGAAUUUGAAUGGACACUCUAUUGGGCCAUAUAGGAUACACGCAGGCAAAACUGUUCCCAUUGUGAAAGGAGGGGAAGCAACAAGAAUGGAAGAAGGAGAAGUAUACGCUAUAGAAACCUUUGGUAGCACAGGAAAGGGGGUUGUUCAUGAUGAUAUGGAAUGUUCUCAUUAUAUGAAGAACUUUGAUGUUGGACAUGUGCCUAUAAGGCUUCCAAGAGCAAAACACUUGCUGAAUGUUAUCAAUGAAAAUUUUGGUACUCUUGCCUUUUGCCGUAGAUGGUUAGAUCGUCUGGGAGAAAGUAAAUAUCUAAUGGCACUGAAGAACCUAUGUGACUUGGGUAUAGUGGACCCAUAUCCUCCCCUAUGUGAUAUUAAAGGCUCAUACACAGCACAGUUUGAGCACACCAUAUUGUUGCGUCCAAUGUGCAAAGAAGUUGUCAGCAGAGGAGAUGACUAUUGAAAUUUCAAAGCCAUUACCUCACUUAUGUACUCUGUUGGAACAUGUUAUGCCAGAAUAAAUUUGCAGUCUGUUUUAACAGUCAACUCAAUGUGAUAACUUUCCAUGUUCAGAAGAAAAGAAUUUAAUCAAAGGCAAGUUCUCUAAUGUAACUAAGGAAAAAAAACAGCUACUGGGGCUUCUAGAAUGUUUCAGAUUACUUCUAUAUUUUUCUUUUGUGAGAAAUAUGCUACAAAGUGUUAUUUUUAGUUUGGAAUGAGUUAUACAUAUUGUUUGAAAUAUUUCUGAAAAAAUGCUUUUCAGGUAUAUAUAUUAUCAUAUUCUUACUUGAAUGCUUUGAAUGAUCACAAAUGAUUUCUGCACCUAAGCUGUCUUUGCUGUUGCCUUUUAAACUGCCUGGAAUGCAUUUUGUAAAAUAAAUAAAUAAAUAAAUAAAUCACAAAUUCAAAUAGUUUUUAGAAGUAUCACAAUCCAAGGCAGUAACACACUGGAAAGUCUCUCCCAUUAACCCACCUUUUGAUAGAAAAAGUUUCCAGUGUAAGCACAGCAAGCAAAUACAAAGUAUGCUUUAAUUUUAGCUGCAUUGUGUACAUUUUUAUUUUGCUUCAUUAUUUUGCUUUGAAUCAAAUUACUGGGUUUUCUUUCUGCUUUAUAAUAGACUGCGCUAGGACUAGCCAUUUUUCUUGCAGUGAAAUGCUGCAUUUUUUUAACCUUACAAGGGAUUUAAGAGAAGUAAAUGGUGAAUCAUGAUGGGCUGGCAUAGAAUUUGAGGGAAUUUUGAAGCUGCUUGACCUGGUUGUAAAAUUAAUUAAGCAGCACUGAAGGGGCAACAUAUGGUAAACCCAAGGCUGUAUUGUAGACUUAGAAUUAAAAAAAAAAAACCAAUGUAAAUACUUCUAUGGUAUUUUUAGAAAAUUGCAGUGGUGUAUCCAUGAAGUCAUGUGAAAUCAACUCAAAGGCCAUUUUACUUUUUUGGCACUGUAUUGCUUAUUAAAAAGUACAGUGUUGUUACAACCCUCUCAAAUUCCAAGUGUGGGAUCUACUCACUUGGUGAAUUCUGGAGGCUACUACUGAAAUAGGCUAGUACGUUUAUUCUCUGCCAUUCCUGUAUGAUAAACACUAGCUAGUGUUUAUAGAAGCCUGUCUUAUAACAGGCUAUUUCUAUUAACUACAGUGUGAGCUUCUAUAUUUUUAACUUACUAGAAAUUUUUACUUAUAAAAGCUUGAUACAAGGAGUUCAUCUCCUAUGCAGUACAGUUGAAGCCAAUCAAAAUCACACAGAAUCAUUCUGUUCUUAACAUACAAAAAGUUUGAACCGUAGUGCUUUUUGUUCUAUUCAAACCAGGAUUAAUGGAACAUCCAAAGGUUAAAAUCGUUAAAAUAUUUUGGUGGAGCUACUAUGUCGUAAUUGUAGAGCUCAUUAAGGUAUUGUAUAAACUAAGAGGUUUCUUACUUGCAGUACUAUUUAACUUGGAAAGGUUGAAGCUGUUAAAUACAUUAUAGCUUUGCCAACCUAUAAUCUUGGCUAUUGCAAUUAAAAAUACACAAUGCUGGAUUCUUAAGAAGCUAGAAGGAAUAUUUCAGUUUUAAUAACUUUCCAUGUUUUUAUAGAUACUAAAAUAUUUUAAAUAUUGAGCUCUUAUUAUUUGUGUUCAAAAAAAUAUACAUGUAAAAAGUUGCAAACAAGUUGUAAUCUGCAGGCUGCUGGGAUACGGCUUUAUAGUAGUGUAAAUAGUUUCACAAACCUUGCAGAGAACUGAUGAGAAAUCAAGUAUAAUUCCUAGGGCAGUGGUGGCGAACUUUUUUGGCACCGAGUGCUGAAACAGGAGUGCGUGCGUGCAUACCCAGAAAUCAGGAGAGCAGCUCCCCGGUGUGCAGAUGCAGGAGCACCAGAAACCGGAAGCUUAGCUUCCCAGUGCACGCAUGCCCGCUGGCCACCUGGUCUUCCGGUUUCUAAUGCGCAUGCAUGUGCAAAGACCAGCUGGCUGGUACAUGUAUGCGCACCAGGCAGCUGCUCUUCCAGUUUCCGGUACUCCUGCGUGCGCGAAGACUGCUGGCAUGCCCAAGAGAGAUGGCUCUGCCUGCCACUUCCGGCACGUGUGGCACAGGUUCACCAUCACGGUCCUAGGGAAAAGGUAAAACAAGGGGAGA